CAAGUGUAGGGAAAACCAAGGGUUAAACUAACCGCAAAGAAAGGCCGUUGCACGUCGGGCUAUUUUGUUUUGUUUUUUAAUCAAACAGCAGAUUUUUUUUUAACAAAUGGCAUGUCCAAGUCGUAUGUAUCUUAGGCGCUAAUAUUUAACUGCGCCGAGGAAGACGAUCGACAUUAUGUCGCCUUUCUCAGGAUACUGACACAAGGGCAGUUUUACAUCGCUUUCCAAAAAGGCGAGCGAUCAAACCGAACCUGCUGCUCUGCAGAUUGUAUCUGACCCAGUAGUUAGUAUCCUAUGUGGAGGAGCACCAAUGAUGUCAGGAAAGCAUUACAAGGGACAUGAAGUCAGCUGCUGCAUCAAAUAUUUCAUAUUUGGAUUUAACAUAAUAUUUUGGUUGCUCGGGGUGGCCUUCCUGGGGAUUGGCCUGUGGGCAUGGAGUGAAAAGGGCGUGCUCUCAAACAUCUCCUCCAUCACUGAUUUGGGUGGAUUUGACCCCGUUUGGCUCUUUUUGGUGGUGGGAGGGGUGAUGUUCAUCCUGGGCUUUGCUGGAUGCAUUGGAGCUCUGAGAGAGAACACCUUCCUACUAAAAUUUUUUUCUGUGUUCCUGGGAAUUAUAUUCUUCCUGGAGCUGACAGCAGGAGUUCUCGCCUUUGUCUUCAAGGACUGGAUCAAAGACCAGCUCAACUUCUUCAUCAACAACAACAUCAGAGCCUACAGAGACGACAUCGACCUCCAGAACCUUAUUGACUUCACACAGGAAUAUUGGGAGUGUUGUGGAGCAUUUGGUGCUGAUGACUGGAACCUCAACAUCUACUUCAACUGCACAGACAGCAACCCCAGCAGAGAGAAAUGCGGGGUUCCCUUCUCCUGUUGCACCAAGGACCCAGCGGAGGAUGUCAUCAACACGCAGUGCGGUUAUGAUGUCCGAGCCAAACCGGAUCCUGAGCAGAAAACCUACAUACAUGUCAAAGGGUGUGUGCCUCAGUUUGAGAAGUGGCUCCAGGACAACUUGACAGUAGUAGCAGGCAUCUUCAUAGGAAUUGCUCUCUUGCAGAUAUUUGGCAUAUGUCUGGCCCAGAACCUCGUGAGUGAUAUAGAGGCGGUGCGAGCUAGCUGUUUGUUCACCUGAAGUUGCAGCUCAUGUUCCCACAGACUUUCAAAGUAGCCAUACGCCCAAGUAACAGCGCCAACCAGUACAAGUCUACAUGCCAAGUUCACUGGGUCAUUUGUAAAUGUGAUAUGAACCAUUAUCUUUUAUGCUGUGUAAAUGCGGGUUUAUUUCUCUUGAUUUUUACAUCAAACACCCCUGUAAGAAAUGUGUAAAAAAAAAAGUGUGGCUAUGCGCAUGAUCCUCUGUGAGCAUGAGUGUUUGUUGGGGUCGAUGGACUGUGAGUGUGGUUUGAGCGUGGGUUUUAGUUUGUGAGUGGUUUGGGUUGGUUUGGGGCUGCGAGAGUUGCCUCUGAAUGCAGUGCAUGCCUCUCACAGUGACAGUGAGUGUCCCAUUUUAGGUUUUUGAUGAACAACAUUUCCCUCAUGUAUAAGGGCAGUUGUAAAUGUGGUUUUACUCAGCGAGAUAUUAGGGAAAUAGUAAUGCUAUGAGAAGCUCUUGGGCCAGUUAGUGGACAGUGGUCAUUGUGCAUACUGCUAAUUAUCUGCUUGUGUUUUUUUUCAUUCUACACAAUUUCAAAAUGUCACUGUCUUUUUUCUUUCUUUUUUGUAAACUCCAUUUAAACAUUUAUGAUAACUACUGGUGUCCGAAUGUCUGAACAGGUUCAUUUUACAUUUACGGCAUCAGGAAGACACUCUUAUCCAGAGCGACUUGAAAUUAUUAAAGUUCACGAAUAUUCUGUAUAUAUUCACAGUCCAGUCUUUUGUGAACAACUUGUGGUACAGAAUCUAAAUGUACCAUGGCAGAAAUGUCAAAUGGUUUAAUCAGAAACACUAUUUCAGAGGUAAGGGUUAUAGAUAACAUAAGAUGCAAGUAGACUUUUUUAAAAUAUAUUUUUGUCACAUUCAGGCUGCAUAGUCAUUUUCAUUUUGACAGCAAUGUAAAUAAUCUGUAAAGAAUUAAUCUGAAUUCAGAAUAUAAAACUGCAUUCACAAAAGACUGCACCCUUUGAAGUCUCCUGAACAGACUUCAAUAGUUUCUAUAGAAGUCACGUAUUUUUGAAGUAAUUUCAUCUGUAGUUUUGCAUACAAAAAUCACUCCUUUCAGAUACUUUAUUUAAAGCAUUAAAAAAAGACUGUUGAAUUGAACAUAAUUGCACAAAGUCUUAAUGUAUUAAUUUUAAGGACGUUGAAAUGUAUAAGGAAAUGUUUCUGUAAUGCAGGCUGUCAUUAAAAUAAUCAUGUGGACUAUUUGUAUUAGAGGAGGCCAGAGUUUGGGACAAUCCCAGUAAGAGUGAUCAGUGCUGAAAUCCAGUUUGUCCUUAUUUAUUUUGUCAAAUAAACCAAGAUUAUUUAAUGUGCUCACCUGCUUACAUUGUGAAAAAUAGUAAUAACAUUAAAACUGAGAAAGGGAUCACUAGAUGGGGUUGGUGUAACGAUUCCAAAGCAGUAUUAUGGGAUGAGGACUUGCCCGUAUAGUCUCUGUCCCAAUACUUGUACACUGACAAAAGGUGUGUGCUUUUGCAAAAGAUGUUAAUAAAUGCACAAUUUAAAUAAACAAUUUUUCCAACUGUA
Electrophorus electricus (electric eel) is the source of this 2682-nucleotide messenger RNA. RefSeq names its product tetraspanin 5a (gene tspan5a). Gene Ontology annotation, cellular component: plasma membrane. The record is from RefSeq and is a predicted model, not a curated record. NCBI's taxonomy places the organism in Eukaryota, Metazoa, Chordata, Actinopteri, Gymnotiformes, Gymnotidae.